CGCCCACUUACUUCUCUGCUUCCAUCACAUUCUGUUACGACGGGUACAUACAUACAGCUGUUCCAAAUCUUUUGCCGGUAUUUGAUGACGUCGUGCGUUGGUGUCGAGUUCAGCAUCGUAUCCUUUUCCUUUUAGGUCGUCUCACUCUCACCCACAACCGGACAUCAAGAUGGAAGCACAGUUUCUUACUAAGUCAUCCAUAUAAACCAGCUCUCAGUCCUUGCAAUAUCUCGCAAGAUGACACGCGACUUCUCCUUCAACUCUACCGUCCGUUUAAACUCUGGCCAAGACCUCCCAUUACUGGGUCUCGGCACUUACCUGAACGAUGAUUGCAAGCCUGCUUGUCUUGCCGCGUUGAAAAAGGGUUACAAACACAUAGAUACUGCUCGUAUGUACGGUAACGAGUCACAAGUCGGUGAAGCACUCCGUGAAAGCGGCGUCCCACGAGAGGAGAUUUACAUCACCACGAAGAUCAACAAUAACGAACAUUCCUAUGAAGUUGCCUCCUCCUCUGUCGAUGACUCGCUCAAGACGCUGGGCUUGAAAUACCUCGAUUGCAUGCUCAUUCACAGUCCCCUUUCCAACAAGCCUAGUCGUCUCGAUACGUGGCGUGCCCUCGUUGAUUCAAAGAAACAAGGCAAAGUCAAAGCUAUCGGGGUCUCGAAUUAUAAUGUAAAACACUUGGAAGAGAUCCGAGAAGCCGGUUUGGAGUUGCCCAGCAUCAAUCAAAUCGAGCUUCACCCUCGCUGCCAGCAGAAGGACAUUGUUGCAUGGUGCAAGAAGUACAACGUCGUCGUCGAGGCAUAUGCGCCUCUUAUGCGUGGAGAAUGGAACUAUCCAGAGAUCACCGAAACUGCCAAGAAGUACAACAAGAACCCCGCCCAGCUCCUUCUUCGCUGGUCAUUGCAAAGCGGAUACGCUCCUCUCGCCAAGUCUGCGGACCCGAAGCGUGUUGUUUCGAAUGCAAUUGUCUUCGACUUUGAUAUCAGUGCUGAAGAUAUGGCUCUCAUUGAUGGUCUCGAUCGAGGCCAGGAAGGUGCUAUCACCUGGAACCCCAUCAAUGUAGAUUAGUUGCUUGGAUUUCUGUAAUAUAGCUGUGAGCUUGUAAAAAGUACAUCCUUCCUGGACAUUUCAGGAGUCUGUCGGCC
Molecule: messenger RNA, 1148 nt
Organism: Marasmius oreades (fairy-ring Marasmius)
Lineage: Eukaryota; Fungi; Basidiomycota; Agaricomycetes; Agaricales; Marasmiaceae
Exons: 9
Coding region: 238-1071 (277 amino acids)
Molecular function (GO): oxidoreductase activity
Source: RefSeq, a predicted model, not a curated record